Messenger RNA from Theileria parva strain Muguga, 5385 nucleotides. Its product is annotated as Bromodomain protein. The record is from RefSeq and is a predicted model, not a curated record. Gene Ontology annotation, molecular function: protein binding. Lineage: Eukaryota; Apicomplexa; Aconoidasida; Piroplasmida; Theileriidae. The coding region runs from base 67 to 5385 and encodes 1772 amino acids. The transcript is spliced from 4 exons. Gene Ontology annotation, cellular component: RSC-type complex. Gene Ontology annotation, biological process: chromatin remodeling.
UGUACAUUAAUUUUGUAUUUAAAAAUGUUAAUUGAUCGUAAUUUUUAAUUUUAAAAUUAUCGCAAAAUGUUAGGUUAUAACUUAAUUUAUCAAAAAGUCGAUGUUGCUUUGGAUUUUGAAAACUAUAUUCUGAAAGGUUCAACUCAUUUAAAACUAAAAUCUACCCUUUCUACGACUGAUUCUACCUCAGCGACACCUAACCUAACGGAAUCAAGUGAAUCUAACCAGAACGAUUCAAAAAAGAAUGUGUUACUUAUAAAUUUACCUCUAAUUGGUAACCCAGUAUAUAAACGUGUUUUAUUAAAUGAUGUAGAAGUUAAUCAUUACCUUAUUAAACCGAUAACUAACAGUGUAAACUCCUCUGUGCUUAACAGUUCAAUAAGCUCAGUGGAUUUGAUGAGUUAUGAGGGACUACACUGUUCAGCACAGUCACUAAAUGAUUCUGUGAUGUUUGUUGAAGUUAACUCUCUAAAGGAUGAACUCGAACUGGAUAUCCAGUUUGAUUACUAUGACAUGAAUCCAAUGAAUAGUGAGGUUUAUUUCCAGAACCAUUGGAUUCUUCCCAGAGGAUCUACCAACUACAAAUAUUACAAAAUGUUUCAGACUGACAAAUUUAGCAAGUUUUGGUUUCCCACUUUUAUCAACAGUGACAACUCAGUGUGUACUAAACUGGAAGUUAAUGUAACUGUUCCUAUCCAAUAUAGUGUAGUUUGCGGAUUAAAAUUAAAGGAAGAUGUUGACCAGGGAACUGAUUUAGAACAUAGAAAUGUUAAUAAUCAACAAUUAAAGAAAACAUAUCAGUUCUACUCCGAUGAUGAUCAAACCAAUUCAGAUAAUACUGAUAGUAGUAGUGAUCCUGGUAAUAAGGAUAGUAGUGAUACUAGUGGCAACAAUGUUAAGGAUACUGAUAAAAAGGAUAAGGACACUACCAAUAGUGUUAAGACUGUAGAUAAUAAGGCUAAGGAUAAGGAUAAAAAUAGUAUUAGUCCCAUGGUAAUUAGUAUUUUAAGAAAUAGAUUUAAUAAGUUACCUAUAUUUGUGGGUGAAUUUGACUAUUGUGAUGGAUCUACAGAGGCAACAAUGACUGAAAUAGUAGGCGAUGAGGGUGAAACAGAGGAAGAGUUGGCGCAAUUAUCAAGUCAUUUAUAUGAAUUUAAGCCAGGUUCAAAGUUGGUGUAUGUUACUCUGAGAGGCUUUGGAUACCUUUUACAUCCAACCAACGUGGCAACAAAAUUGUGCCUGGAAACUUACAGAGGGUAUUUUGAACCUCAGCUUGACAUUGAUCAGACUGGACUGUACUUAUUGUUCCUUCCAUUUGGUCAUUUUCCAGAGAAUAUGGAUGUUUCAGCCUGUUUGAGGACCCAGAAUUACCUUGAUUUUAAUCGCUGUAGUGCUUUCACCUCACCAGAAAACUAUUUAUUUUGUUCAUUUACAGACUCACUGACCCAAAAUUACCAUAAUCUAUACUACAACUCUGGGAAUAUUGUUGCCUACUCCCUAGACGUCCUUCACUCAUUUGGUGAUUUAGCACAAGAUCCAAACUGCAUUAACAAGCGUAUUGUGAUAGCCAAUGGCUUAUCAACCUUAUAUACAAGGCCAAUUAAAAGUGCUAGUAAGGAGUUGCACUUAAAUUUAAUGCUCCAGAGUUAUUUGGUAGACCAAUUUGUGAAGCGCAAUUUGGGAAUUAGUGAGUUUAAACUUAGACUCUGGUCUAAACGGGAACUCUUUGCCACACUUGUUGAAUUAAUCGGAGAUUUCUACCCACUUUCAAGUGGUCAGCCAAACUAUUCCUCUAAACCAGCGUCUACUGUAAACGCUGUUAAUGGAGUGGUUAAAAAUAACUCUGACACAGAUCAAUCACAAAAGUCAACGGAUAAGAUGGAAAUGUACGAUAAGGAUAUUAUAACAGAAUAUAUCCUGAUGAGUGAUACCGUGUUUUUAUUAAAGUGCCAACUUAUUCCAAAUGUUUUGGAAAGUAUUGUUAUGAACACUAAUUUCCUUAACGAGACUUUCAUGAUCCACUUUUUCAAUUAUUUUUUGAACAGAUUUCCUGGAACGCAAGUUCCUAGUGGAGGAGAUACCAACCAGCAGAACUUGGAACCCAAUUUUAAUAAGGGAAUUUGGGAGUGGAUAUUGCAGGAAGUGAUUUUGAGAUACGUAAUUUUUUGGAAUAAUAAGCCUCAGAAUAGGUUGAAUAAGGAGAAACAGUUGGACCCAAACAUGACAUUAGAAGAUAUUUUGAAGAAGGGAGUUGAACAUGAUCAGUUGAAUGUGUGCAUGAGUAACUUGCAAAACUUGGUCAGAUCAUUUGUAUAUGGUACAGGGUGUCCUCAGAUAAGUAUGGGAUUAAUCCUACAACUUCAGCGCAAAGGUACAAGCAUGGACCACUUGUCCUUUAGAAUUGAUGUUAACUCACUACAACCGCCACUCGACGUUAAUAAGGAAGGCCAAACUAAGUAUAAUCUUGUGAAUAUAACAUCACAGGGAGCGAAGAAUUUGUUUAAUGUCUACAGUUCACUGCUGAGUUUAACACACUAUUCAGGCUCUUCAAACCAGUUAAAUUCCCUUUUAAACAAUACACAUUUUAAUAACAUCUAUUCAAACCAAUUUCAUGAUGAUUUUGCCAGCCCAGUGAAUGAUUCCGUACUUUUAAAUAACCAGCUUAGUGGCGGAUUGGAAGGUGAAAAGGGGUUAUAUAAAAUGUUAUUGAAGAUAUAUAAUGUGCUACCAACGGGAUUAAGGGAUGACAUCGUGGAUUUUGGCGAUUUGAGGGAUAAUUUGGGCCUGGUCUCGUUUAGUGAAAUAGGGCUGUUGAGGAAGAAAAUGUGUCUUUUCCAAGCAUUUUUUGACUCUGUGGACAUGAUUGGAAGGGAUGGAAACUUUGUUAUGGGUUUUGGUUAUAUAGGAAACUAUCCGUGGACCUUUUGCCUAGGGUAUGGCCCGCUUUGGGACUGUCUUGAAAUGUUGAAAGUAUCGUGUGACAUUAAUAAAAUCAAUGAUUUACUUGUGGAUAAUGGUACAAACUACUGUGGAACUCAUAUUAAAACUAAUUAUAAACUACAGUAUAACCCUGGACAAUUACCCAUCGGAACCUCUGGCGGUAUUCCAUACUGGAAAAUUAUCCUCAUACAACAAUCCCUAAUACAACAACAUCAAAAUGUUAAUCAAUCCAUGUUGUGUUUGUCGGGAGGAUAUGCCAAGAAGUGGAUGUUUUAUUUGGUGAGUGACAUAGUUGAAGAUGACGGAGUACGUGAAAGUGUAAGGUUACUGGGAGAUUUAGUACCAGUUAGCUACAAUGUUAACCCGAGAGCUAAAAGAGGCAGAAAAAAAGUAGCCUUGAAAGGAAUGGCUGAAGACCUGGAAAACGAUAUACAAACUAACCCUAACUUUAAUUCCACACUAGGGAAUAAUUGUUAUCUUGGAAUAUAUAGUGACUGUGACCGUUAUCUGAUAGAGUGGAUGAAGCACUUAUAUAUGGGAUUACAUCCUGAGCUGACUCAGUUGGAUAACAGGUCGAUAGUGGCUAGAAUUUGUUCAAAGAACAGACUCCCACUGCUCUGGAUCAGAGUGGACUCGUCGUUUAGCCUUAUGGCAAGGAUCAGACGUUGUCAGUCUGGAUCAAUGUGGGAACAGCAGUUAUACUCAGAUAAUAAUAUUUACUCCUUGAUUGAGGCGUCACAGGCUUUGGGAAGCAUUGGAAAAUCGGAGUAUAUUUCAGAUAACCCGUUGAUUGAGUCGGCAUGUAAGAGACUCGAUAACAUGAUUAAGAAACAUAAAUCACACCCAAUAAUCAGAGCUAGGUGUGUUUACUCCCUGAUGUGUCUGUACAACAGAGACCCCAGACAACAUAAGUACUUGUAUGGAGUCUUCACGAAGUAUUUGAGCAGCUUUUCUAAUUUAGCCACUCACCCAACUGAGACGAGGUUUAUUAUGGAGUACUACAAGGCGCUUUGUCUGCUGAGAAAUGAGUUUGGAUUUACACCUGAGUUCGUGAUUGAUAUUCUGUCCAAUACGAUAGAGAAUUUAUCAGGCCCAGAUAUGCUCAUUCAAGGCGGAAAUCUGAUUGAGUGUGCGUCAUACCUGAGUUUGCCAACUGAUUCAUCGCAUCACACAAUGAAAAGAAACAGUGUUUAUAAUCUCUGGGAACUGCUUUGGCACCUGUUUAGACUAGAUGGAAUCCCAGGUAGCUGUUCUUUUGGAAGGCUUUUGACUAGCAAAUUGCUGGUAUGUAUAUCAAGACAGGUGUUAUUUUUAACAUUUUGUGAGGCCAAGUUUAGAAAUGAGAAGGAUUUAGGAUUUGAAUUUGACCCUAUACUCUUCAUUCCACUGUUUCAAAACGCGCUACACAAAGUUCGCUCAGCAUUUGACCUCUCACAAACUUAUAAUUCAAAACCAGUACAACGUUCAGCAAUUCGUCUGUCACUUCACUUAUUGUUACAGUGUUCGUAUUCAUUUAAAUAUACUCACUCUGAUAAAUCUACCACCUCCGAUAAUAACACAGAGGAGGUGGAUCAGGACGAGGACCCGUUGUAUACCAUAUUAUUGAAUGAAGCUGUAAAGGAGCGCAAAUUGGUGGGUAGAUUGGAGAAGGUUGAUGUUGACACUAGAACAAUGAUGUUGAGGAAUAAUUUAGGGUUAUUGGACGCAGUAAAAUGUGCAUGUUUCCUGUUUUACGUGGUACGAGAUUUUGAGGUAAAGCAUGAUGUUUGGGAGAUUUUCUACAGAGUUGUGUUUGAUACAUGCCUAUCAAAGCCGAUAAUUUUCAUGGAUCUAUCAGAAAAAGUGCUUGAGGAGUCUAGGAAAUACUUGUUACUCAUACUGAAAAAAGCUUCAGUUUCUAAACAGCCAUUUUACCUUUACCUGUUCCCCAAAAUACAUAAACUCUACUACACUCUCUUUGGAUUUGGAACUAUCCUUCCAAAUGAUCCCAAACCUGACCAGAAUCUCAUUAACCAUCGAUUAUAUCGAUUAUCCAGUGGAUUAAGUAUGCCUAAGAUAGCAUCGUUCAGAAGAGCAUAUGGAGAAGGUGAGUUAGGAUCAGGAGUGGAGUGGGAGAAUGUGGCAUUGGAGGCUAUUAGAGCACUGAAGGAGCUCCCUCAAGCUCAUUGGUUUCUUAAGGACCCGGAAAAAUCAUUCAGAGGAUAUAAGACCAUCAUUAAAAACCCAAUUUGGUUAAAUAAAAUCGAGCAAAAGGCAGUAGGAAAAAUAUACAAAAUACCAAUGCAGUUUAAAGCUGAUAUGGCACUCCUGUUUAAAAACGCCAAAAUGUUCAAUAAGGUGGAUACGCUACCAUAUAAAGAUGUCGUUCUCCUGGAAGAACAGUUUGAUUCAAUGUGGCCAUGCAUAGUAAAGGCAUUUCAAAAAUCAGCUAAACUAAAUUCUUGA